UGCGCGUAGGACCACCGGCUGCGCCCGCGCGGUUGCUGUGUGAGGCGGUAUCUGCGCCGAGUGGGCCGGGGGUUUCUUUUCGCCGCAGGGCUUGGGGUCGGCUGUCUCCCCGCGUUACUGCUGAGGUCCUGUCGUGCGCGUCCUGGCCGUGUGUCCACACCCCAGACUGCGGACUGGGGCGCACUGUGUCUUCCUGCGGCGCGGAGCGUCCGGGACUUGAGGUCGGGGCGGCUGGGGCGGGUCCAGCCCCGCGGUCCGUGCCCACCUGAGGGCGGCCUGGGCAGGGACCUGGGGGUCCUGGGAGCGGAGUGUGAGCCGAGUGCAGGCCAGCAGGAAGACCAAGAAGAAGGAAGGGGGUGCCCUCCGGGCCCAGAGAGCCUCAUCCAAUGUCUUCUCCAACUUCGAGCAGACUCAGAUCCAGGAGUUCAAGGAGGCAUUCACACUCAUGGAUCAGAACCGAGACGGCUUCAUUGACAAGGAGGACCUGAAGGACACCUACGCCUCCCUGGGCAAGACCAAUGUCAAGGACGAUGAGCUGGACGCCAUGCUCAAAGAGGCCUCGGGGCCCAUCAACUUCACCAUGUUUCUGAACCUGUUUGGGGAGAAGCUGAGUGGUACCGAUGCCGAGGAGACCAUUCUAAACGCCUUCAAGAUGCUGGACCCAGACGGGAAAGGGAAAAUCAACAAGGAGUACAUCAAGCGUCUGCUGAUGUCCCAGGCUGACAAGAUGACAGCGGAAGAGGUGGACCAGAUGUUCCAGUUCGCCUCCAUCGAUGCCGCGGGCAACCUGGACUACAAGGCGCUGAGCUACGUGAUCACCCACGGGGAGGAAAAGGAGGAGUGAGGCCCGGCCUGGUCAAUAAACCUGGACGCUAGGA
This is a messenger RNA of Rhinopithecus roxellana (golden snub-nosed monkey), 878 nucleotides long. RefSeq names its product myosin light chain 5 (gene MYL5). The record is from RefSeq and is a predicted model, not a curated record. Gene Ontology annotation, molecular function: calcium ion binding. The transcript is spliced from 7 exons. NCBI's taxonomy places the organism in Eukaryota, Metazoa, Chordata, Mammalia, Primates, Cercopithecidae. Bases 446 to 844 code for a protein of 132 amino acids. Gene Ontology annotation, cellular component: cytoplasm.